CCAAGCGGUCUCAUCAGUCUUGAUCUAGUCUUGCUUUUGGAUAUUUCGGAAUUGGCUUGAGUUCAUCAUGAAAUCGUUCACUUGUAUUGUGGUCGUUACGACCGCAUUGAUUGCCUGUGGUCAGGCGCAUACCCUGCAAAAACGUUCUUUGGGAGCCUUACUAGGAGGAGGAGGCGGCGGCGGCGGUGGUGGCGGCUGGAAUAGUGGCGGUGGCGGCGGUGGCGGCGGCGGCAUUGGCUCUUUGAUCCAACAAAAACUGGGUGGUUUACUUGGUGGUGGUGGCGGAGGCGGCGGCGGUGGUGGUGGCGGUCAGAGAGGUUGGAGUGGCGGCAGCGGCGGUGGUGGUGGUGGUGGUUGGAAUGGCGGCGGCGGCGGCGGUGGUGGUGGUGGCGUCAGUAAGGUCUAUGUCGUUCAUGUUUCGAAUGGAGGCGGUGGUUACGGCGGUGGCGGCGGUCACGGCGGCUGGAACGGCGGCGGCGGUGGUUAUGGCGGUGGUAAUGGUGGCUGGAGCGGCGGUGGUGGCAACGGCGGCUGGGGCGGCGGUUGGUAAAUUAUCAACCUUAUCAAGUCAUUUCGAAAGCACUACACCACAAAGUACAUAAUUAGUUUAAUUAUAAGAAUAUGCAGGUAUAAGCAACAUUUCUAGUAAGGGUUCAUUUCAAAGAUGAAACAAAGCAAAUUAAGGAA
This is a messenger RNA of Anastrepha ludens (Mexican fruit fly), 687 nucleotides long. RefSeq lists its product as uncharacterized. Bases 68 to 550 code for a protein of 160 amino acids. The record is from RefSeq and is a predicted model, not a curated record. The transcript has a single exon. NCBI's taxonomy places the organism in Eukaryota, Metazoa, Arthropoda, Insecta, Diptera, Tephritidae.